This is a messenger RNA of Gordionus sp. m RMFG-2023, 2541 nucleotides long. RefSeq names its product probable serine/threonine-protein kinase clkA. Lineage: Eukaryota; Metazoa; Nematomorpha; Gordioida; Chordodea; Parachordodidae. Gene Ontology annotation, biological process: regulation of transcription by RNA polymerase II. The coding region runs from base 183 to 2438 and encodes 751 amino acids. Gene Ontology annotation, molecular function: RNA polymerase II cis-regulatory region sequence-specific DNA binding; DNA-binding transcription factor activity, RNA polymerase II-specific. The record is from RefSeq and is a predicted model, not a curated record. The transcript is spliced from 4 exons.
GAAUUUUUAAGCACAAAAAAAGCUUAUCCAAAAUAUCAGACAAUAUUAUAUUUCAGACGACUUUACCUAUUCAAAUCAAAGAAAAAGGUUCUAUAUUCUCUUUCCAAAUUCCGGAAAAAGACAUAAAUGGGGUUACAAAUAGUUGUGUCCCCUAACAUUUUAAACAAAGCAAAAAAGGAGAAAUGAACAUAGGAAUGAUGAAUAAUCAAAGUCUGUACGAACCAAUCGUUGUUCAAAGUAUAGAAAAUAAUCCGACGCUCUCGUUAGACAAUAAAUACGGUCAACAACCAGCGAAAGAUGUGUCCAUUAAUAAUAUUAAUAAUAACUUCGGUAAUAUCAAGUUCAAAAGUGAUCCGAUCAUCUUGCAAAACGAUAAUUUCAUGCAAUACCCUUAUCAAAAUUACGGCAGUUCGACCAAUUCUUUCGACUAUAAUUCCUACGGUGGACCGUUCGACAGUCAUCUUGAUGUACCACAGAUGAUAUCUAAGAGCGACAAAUCGGAACUAUUUCAUAUCAAGGAUAUGAUGAAUCGAAAAUUUUCGGAAGGCAACGAAACGCACCACGAUUUUCGCAAAAAUAUUUCGGAUGAAACGAAAUAUUAUCAUACCAUAUCCCAUCAUCAUUAUCAAAAUCAAUUAGAUCCCCUGACAGAACCACCGCCGACCCUAAAAAAUAAUUUUGCCAAUUCUACCGUUCCUCAAGAAUUGGGCUAUAAAAAUGACCACAAUGGCUAUGACAUUAAUUCUUUUAAAGACCAAAAUGGAAUCUAUUCUAAUCACUUACCCAAUGGACCUUACUUCGGCCUGAAUUAUAGACAUAAUGUUCAACACAAAUUUCCAGGAUUCAAUAAUAACUUCCCAUCCACCACGACCUUAUAUAAUUAUAACUUAGGCCAUACUAACGGUCUCAAACAAAAGUCGGACUUCAAAAAUAAAUCUCGUUACGAUUGUUUUGCUGAUUCUAACAUCGUAUAUUCACAAGAUAACUUCCAUUCCAACAAAAAUCUCGUCAAUAACCAUAUCAUUCAUCAAGUAUCACCGAACGAUAAAUAUCAACCUUACAAUCCAACUAAUGGUAUUUAUAAUUCUCCUUAUCACAAAGUAACAAACGUUCCGUAUUCGCUUCCUCAAAUCUCCACGGCUACUAAGCAUCAUAAAUCUGAAGUAACUACUAAGAACGAUUCAUUUGAUGUGAAGCAUUCAGUGCAACUCGAGAGUAAUAUAGUUCAGAAGGAUUUAAACAAUUCUUAUCUGACCGGUGAUCAAAGUUUAUCCAACAAUUAUGAAUCCUUAGAUCUAAAUGAAGAAAAGCCCAAAAUCAAUAACAAGCAUAAAAAAUUGAGGAAACCCCGAACAAUAUAUUCCAGUAUCCAAUUACAACAAUUAAAUAGAAGAUUUCAGAGAACCCAAUACCUCGCUUUACCUGAAAGAGCUGAAUUGGCGGCUACAUUAGGAUUGACCCAAACACAGGUCAAAAUAUGGUUCCAGAAUCGGAGAUCUAAAUACAAGAAAAUCAUUAAACACAACCCUUCUAGAUCCGAUGAUUCUCCGUCUUCCGAUAUUAAUGAGGAUUCGGAGGAAAUGAAGAAUAUUCACGAUGCAUCAUCUCCCAUUUCCUCUUCCGAUCAUCUUAACGCGUCCUCUGACAAUUAUAACGAUUUUGAUAAUUCUAAUAACAACUUAACGCAAAUGAAUCAAAUUAAUCCAUUUCAAAACCGCGAACAGGGAUUACACCCAAACGCUGCUUACAGCCAUUAUCCCCCAUUCGUUUAUAACAAUAACAGGCCAGAAUAUGCCAAUGACAACAUUGAAUACAAUAAAGAAAUUUCACCAGAUACCGUCACAAACGUUAUGGGUUCGCCACCUUUUUCGCUUUACAACAUCGAUUGUGCAAGAAAUCACGUUAAUGAAAACAUAUUGGCGAAUAUGGAUGGUAACAAAUACUCUAUGGGUUCUCCCGUCAACUCAUUACUCUUAAAUCAAAAUCAAACUUUUCCAAAACUAGAUAGAAUAAUGUACGCACCAAACAUCACAGAUAACCCUAAAAACUGUGUAGCGAGAUAUGAUCCGAUGAGCUCCAUGGUUCAAUACGAUCAUCAUAGCCUUCCCAAGUCUCUGACCAACGAUAAAAGGAUCAUUGCUUGUAAUAUGUCAAAUCUAACUACUAAUAUAUCCAAUCAAAAUACUAUAGUCGAACACCAAAUAAUCAAGAAAGAGCGGAUUUUAAACUCUGACAGCUUAAGUAAUAAUAACGCGCAUGAUAAUAGUUAUGAUUUAGCCGCCCUAAACGAAUCAUCAUCACUUACGGAUACUUCCCUAAAUUCGUUGGAAAUCAACGAGGCCUGUAACCAGGAUGUGAGGAAUUAUACCAUUCACGAACAGCAAGAAGAUUAUAUUCUGCAAAAUAAUCGCAUGAUAAGAGAUCUCAAAGCUAACUAAUAGUAUUAUGUAAUAUGAAUCAAAAAAGUUAAAUACAAGGAGGAAGGAAGUUUAUUGGCUUAAACUUAGUCGUUAAUUUUAUUUAUUAACUCAAUUGAAAUUU